This is a messenger RNA of Aspergillus luchuensis, 1791 nucleotides long. Its product is annotated as cytochrome P450. Gene Ontology annotation, molecular function: monooxygenase activity; oxidoreductase activity, acting on paired donors, with incorporation or reduction of molecular oxygen; iron ion binding. The record is from RefSeq and is a predicted model, not a curated record. NCBI's taxonomy places the organism in Eukaryota, Fungi, Ascomycota, Eurotiomycetes, Eurotiales, Aspergillaceae. The transcript has 2 exons. The coding region runs from base 1 to 1791 and encodes 596 amino acids.
AUGAUUUUCGAAGCGCUGGGCUUGCUCGCACUCGCCUACCUGGUGUGGAGCUUGGUGACACUGGAGAUCAACUACCGUCGUGCUUCAAGCAUGGGAAUCCCCUUGGUGCGCCUUUACAUCGAUCCGCUGAAUGUUCUCUGGAUGGUUUUCGAACCAAUCCUCUGGCCUUGGCUGUACAAACUUCCCAUAAAUUGGCGUAAUUACAGCUUCGGUCGCUACUCCCGCCGGGGCUGGUACUUUGCCGAUCGCGGCGAGUCCCAUCAACGCUAUGGUCCCAUGUGGGCUCUGGUCACUCCUCGAGAUAUCUACAUUAACGUCGCCGAUCCGGAUGCAAUCCAUGACAUCUUCCAACGGCGUACAGACUUCAUUCGACCAAGUCAAUUGUACAGUACGUCCCCUACGUCCGGAUUACUCUGUCAUGAUUGCGACAUUGUGUAUGACUUGCUAACCCGGGUUUUGUCGUUAGAGAUACUCGAAGUGUACGGACCAUGCAUCUCAACAGCUAGCUGGAAUGACUGGCCGCGGCACCGAAAGGUCCUAGCCACUCCGUUUAACGAAAGCGCCAUGUCCUUUGUCUGGGAGGAAAGCGUUGAACAGGCACGCCAGAUGCUGCAGGUCUGGGACUCUUCUGUCGAUGGCCACAUUCCCAGUGUUGCAAAAGACCCACGGACCCUCUCGUUGAAUGUCCUUGCCGCAACAGGAUUCCGCAAAUCGUUCCCGUUUCAAAGUGCCAAAGAUCAUGAGGUGAAGUCUGAUUCACCUGCCGCCUCGGAAGAUGAAUCAGAGGGAUACCGCGAUGCACUCCAGACCGUGCUGGAUAACUGCAUCCUUCUCAUGGUGAUGCCUCGGAAAUUACUCACUCUGCCUUUCGCACCCGAGUCAUGGCAUCAUCUUGGCAAAGCGGCCACCGCUUUCAAAAAGUAUAUGGUCCAAAUGCUGGACGAAGAAACGAAAGCAUUGAACACCGGAAGGGCAGGUAGCGGAGGCUUGAUGACUUCAUUUGUGCGCGCCAUGGAUCUGAAGCAAAAGGUAGACGGGGAGCAAAAAGCAAAUGCAAGUGGCUCACCUCCCAAAGGACUUACGGUAGACGAGAUUUUUGGAAACAUCUUUGUCAUCAACUUUGCGGGACAUGAUACAACUGCCAAUACGUUGAGCUUUGGCUUGCUGUUGCUUGCCGCAUAUCCGGAAAUCCAAGACUGGGUGGCUGAGGAGUUGCAAGAGCUUGAUGAAGAAAAUAUCAAGGGGCACUAUAAUGAUCUGUUUCCACGCCUGCUUCGGUCUCGCGCCGUCUUGCUCGAGACCCUCCGCCUCUUUCCACCAAUUGUAUCCCUGCCCAAAUGGACCAACGAUAACCCCCAGCUGCUCAAGCUAGGCGACAGAGAAAUAAUGAUCCCUCCCCACGUGGGAGUCCACCCCAGCCUUCUCGACAUGCACAUCCAUCCCCAGUAUUGGGAGGACCCCUUGACAUGGAAGCCGUCCCGCUGGAUAACCAAAUCAGCUGCGUCUAGUGAUGUCUCAGAAGAGAUCAUUACCCCAUCCCGGUCGACCUAUUUCCCAUGGUCAGACGGGCCUCAAAACUGCCCGGGGAACAAGUUUUCGCAGGUUGAGUUCGUGGCUGUCAUGGCGGCCCUCCUCCGGAGUCAUCGGGUGCACCCGGUUGCCAACCCUGGGGAAAGCCCGGAGGAGACGCGUGCGAGAGUCUUGGCGACAACGCAGGACGUGGAUUUGCAAUUGCUCCUGCGGAUGACGGAUGCGGAUCAGGUUCGAUUGGCGUGUCGUCGGGUAGCCUGA